AUGGAUCGCUUAGAAUAUAAUGUCGCAAAGUUGAACGAAGGUGAAUCUUUUGUAAUAAGAGAAAAAAAUGUGAGAUUAUAUGACGGCGAUGUAAAGACUAAUUUUGAAGGCGGUGAAAUAGUUCUUACAAGCCGGCGAUUAUUUUGGGGAAGGCCAGGCGAGAUUCCCAGAGGCCAAACAUGUAUAACACUGCCAUUAAAUCUUGUCAAGGGUAUCGAAGAAGCUUCUGCUGGGGUUUUUGGUUUCAGCAGAAGCAAAAAAGUUAUACUUCAUUUAUCUCCAGCAUCUCCCAACAAAGUACCUGGACCUUCUGCAAGCAGUUUAUAUGAUUUCAUAAAACUUUCAUUCAGAGAAGGAUAUUCAUCUGAAUUUAUUCCAAGUUUAAAUGCAACUUUAGAAGCCCAAGAAUGGAGUGUUCUUAAAAAUGUUUUUACACUUAUUAAUUCCUUUGCUAGCUCUCCUGCGCCAGAAGUUAAGAAGUUACCAAAUAUCAAAACCCGAACUGGGAUAGUAGGAAUAGAAAGAAGUUUACAAGAAAAACAUAAAGCCACAGAUGAAAAUAUUAACCAAGCUUUUCAAGAUUUAAAUAAAUUAAUGACGAUGGCAAAAGACAUGGUCAAUAUUAGCAAAAGCAUCAGCCAAAAAAUUCGUGAUCGGCAAGGUGAUAUAACACAAGAUGAAACUGUAAGAUUUAAAUCAUAUUUGUUAAGCUUAGGAAUAGACGAUCCAGUAACAAGAGAUGCAUAUCAAAGUGACUCACAAUAUUUUAAAAAGCUUGCUAAUCAGUUAAAUGAGAUAUUAUUGCAACCAAUUGAAGAAAUUGGUGGUAUGAUGUCUUUAUCAGAUGUCUUUGUUCGAGUUAAUAGAGCUCGUGGCUUAGAAUUACUUUCUCCUGAAGAUUUAUUAAGUGCUUGCAGAUUAUUGGAACCUCCAUUAAUGCUUCGACAAUUUCCUAGUGGAGCUAGUUUACAGCUGGAAAGCCAUAGUGACAUAUCAGUGAUAGAUAGCACAUUAGAAGCUUUGGAGCAGAAUGGCUUUUUAACCCCACAAUUAUUAGCAGAUAUCAUAGGUAUUCCAAUUCUGCUAGCUCAUGAACGUUUGCUUACAACAGAAUUAGCAGGAAAGGCAUGCAGAGAUGAAUCUUUAGAAGGAUUACGAUUUUAUCCUAAUUUAUUUUUAAAAAAUGAAGAAUAGUAAACUUCAAUAUACUAUUCAAAAAUAAUAUAUAAAUCAUACUACUAAAUAGAAAUUAUAAUGAAUUCAUGUAGGU
Molecule: messenger RNA, 1270 nt
Organism: Ctenocephalides felis (cat flea)
Lineage: Eukaryota; Metazoa; Arthropoda; Insecta; Siphonaptera; Pulicidae
Gene: Vps36
Product: vacuolar protein-sorting-associated protein 36
Biological process (GO): protein transport to vacuole involved in ubiquitin-dependent protein catabolic process via the multivesicular body sorting pathway
Cellular component (GO): ESCRT II complex; late endosome membrane
Molecular function (GO): ubiquitin binding; phosphatidylinositol-3-phosphate binding
Source: RefSeq, a predicted model, not a curated record